Myripristis murdjan (pinecone soldierfish) is the source of this 3549-nucleotide messenger RNA. RefSeq names its product threonine synthase like 1 (gene thnsl1). The transcript has 3 exons. Gene Ontology annotation, cellular component: cytoplasm. Gene Ontology annotation, molecular function: pyridoxal phosphate binding. Lineage: Eukaryota; Metazoa; Chordata; Actinopteri; Holocentriformes; Holocentridae. The record is from RefSeq and is a predicted model, not a curated record. Gene Ontology annotation, biological process: amino acid metabolic process. Bases 165 to 2339 code for a protein of 724 amino acids.
GGCGCACCGUAGCUGCGGUAGCGCACGUGAUCCACCGGAACGUAAACAUGUUUGCCUCCUUAUGAUAUUGUAAAAGUUUAAUAGCUUCAAAGACGUUUUUAUCGGUGCUGAAGUGCACAACGUUAGCGAUUAAUAUAAAAGUUUUACUGUCACCUCAAUGCUAAAUGGGUUUGCUGAAUGCAGGUCACCUUGCACUUAAAGUCAGAUGCUGCCUGAGCCCUUUCCUGUCAUCAAAGUCAUGGCUGUCCACCAGGGCCUCUGUGCUGGGGGACAAAAACCUCCUGCUCAUGGGUCCUCCAGGAGCAGGGAAGACGACAGUGGGGAGGGUCGUGGCUCAGAGGUUGGGCCUGCCUGUCGUUGAUGUCGACGACGAUGUCUUGGAGGUCACGUGGAAGAUGCCUGUGGCGGCCAAGCUGGCAGCGGUCGGCGGUGAGCGUUUCCUGGAGGAGGAAGGCCAGGCUCUGUGUAAUUUCUCCGCCUGUGGAUGUGUUGUCUCUCUGACGGGGUCUAACCCUCUUCACGCUGCAGCAAUGCAGCAUGUCAAACAGGCCGGACUGGUGGUGUAUUUAGAUGUGGAUACAGAAGACAUCAUCCAGAGACUCUCCAGGAUGAAGGUGAACAGGAUCGUGGGCCAGGAGGCAGGGGUGUCCAUGAGGACGAUUCUGCAAUACAGGAAACAGUUUUACGAGAAGUGGCUUGAUGUCAGGGUGCUGUGCGGAACAGGGGACUCGGUGGAGGAAAUAGCAGAGAAGGUGCUGCAGGCUCUGGAGAGAUAUCAAAACCCUGCUGCAGAAACCUACGUGUCAACCAGGAGUGACAGGAAAGGAUCAUCCAACACGGAAACAUACUUCAGUGAUGUUGUGCUGGAGGGUCUGGCUCCAGACGGAGGCCUCUACGUGCCACAGAAUGGCUUCCCAAAGGUUGAAACGGGCGAAUGGCUGAGACUAGCUGGCAUGUCAUACCCCGAGCGAGCUUUGGCUUUACUUGAAAAGUGCAUACACCCCGUGGACAUCCCUGCUCUGGAUCUUAAAGCAAUGGUGUUCAAAGCGUACGGGGCCAACUUUGCCAGUGAGGAUGUAGCACCUGUAAAGCACCUUAUCGGCAACCAGUACGUGCAGGAGCUUUUCCACGGCCCCACCGCCUCAUUCAAGGACCUGGCCUUGCAGCUGAUGCCGCAGCUCUUCGCCUACUGCCUCCCGCAGAUGUGCAACUACCUCAUCCUGGUGGCCACGUCCGGUGACACUGGGAGCGCGGUGCUCAGUGGCUUCAGCAGCCUCGGCGACAGUGACAGACACAGGACCGGCGUGCUGGUCUUUUUCCCCGAGGAAGGCGUGAGCGAGAUUCAGAAGCUGCAGAUGACGGGCUACACGGAGGGCAACGCCAGGGCUGUCAGCGUCCUGUCAGACUUUGACUUCUGCCAGAGAGCCAUUAAGAGGAUGUUCGGGGAGUCUGGGCUGACAGGACACCUGGCUGUGGAGUACGCCACGGUCCUGAGCACGGCCAACUCCAUCAACUGGGCACGGCUGCUACCACAGGUGGUUUACCACUCCUCAGCAUAUCUGGAUCUGUUCAGAGACGGCGUUAUCAAGUUUGGAGAGCCAGUAGAUGUUUGCAUCCCGACUGGCAACUUCGGCAAUGCCAUGUCAGCUCUGUAUGCCAAGCAAAUGGGCAUCCCGAUAAGGAAAAUCAUCUGUGCCUCCAACCACAACCGCAUCAUCACAGACUUUAUCACUACAGGCGAGUGUGAUCUCCGUGGACGGCCGCUUAUCGCCUCCCACUCCCCGGCUAUAGAUAUCCUGAAAUCCUCUAACCUCGAGAGGUUUAUCUACCACGCCUCAGAUGGAGACGGCCAUCUUGUCCGAGACCUGUUCACACGCUUGGACGGAGACCAGUACUUUAAAGUUUCCGAGGCUCUUCUUGCAAAGAUACAGCGGGAUGUGCUGGCUGGCUGGUGCACCGAGGACGACUGCUUGGCUGCCAUCCACGGCGUCCACACACAGACCGGCUACGUGAUGGACACACACACGGCUGUGGCUCAGGUCGUGGCUGACAGGCUGCAGGACGGCUCGUGCCCGGUGGUGAUCUGUUCCACGGCUCACUACGGGAAGUUUGCACCCGCCGUCCUCAAAGCCCUGCGCUGCCCAGAUAUUCCAGCAGACCCUCUGGAGCAGCUGAAGGAGUUGGGAUCCACAGGGUCCCGACCCGAGAUGCACAGACAGCUGAUCAGACGCCUCGAGGAAAGCGGCAGCCGGGCUCACACUGUUUGUCCGGCGGAUUACAGUUCGCUGGUCGAAGAGGUGGAGACGAUGACACAGGACUCCUUUUUGAAAGUCACGUAGGCUUUAUUCUAGUUUCUGUUGAGGCCCAUCUCAUUUAAAGGUGCAGUAUGCAAAAUUGCAGAUGGUCAGUUUGAACGAGCGCCAUUUAGACUCGAAAUUGAAAAACUGUCAAAACGCAAUUUGACGGUUGAACCUACAUGACUCAUUGAUUAUUGAUUAUUGCACAUUUUUGUCAGUUGAGUCUAAUGGUCCUCAAUUGAAUUAACCCUUGGCAGUAUUGCAGAAUGUCCCUUUAAUCUGUUGCUCUCAGAGUGGAAAUGAACGCUGGGUAAUUUCCAGCUGGUACUGUUUUCAUCGCCUGUAACAACAACAAUAAUAAUAAUAAUAAUCGUUAUUAUUAUGUAUGUGUAUAGGACCUUUUAAAUUGACUCUGCAAAGUUCUUUACAACACAAAUUAUGCAAAAUGUCGUAUAAAGCACUAGUGGAAGAAAAAUUGAGGUUAAAAAAUUUCAAAAAAAAAAAAAAUGAAGAUAAAAAAGAUAAACACAAAUACAUAUAAAUAUAUUUAGAAUACAAAAUAAAACAAUGAAAAUGAAAAUGGCACUUGCAAAUGAGCGACAACAAACAAACGGUGAAUAUAUACGCUGGUAAUAAUAAAAUAUUAAUCAAAUUCACUGUGUGGUGGAGCUCUAAAAUGUUCUCUUGCUCUUGUUACAGCCUGCUAUUAAUUAGGUCUAAUUUCCUGGCAGCGUUAUUGGUCCACUAGAUGGUGAUGUCUGCUUCUCGGCCUUUGCAGCGUGGCUUCCUCUCAGGGCCGGACCGCUGCUGCCAACAUGUCAGCAACAACAUGAACGUCAAUUCCUGAACAGACCAGACAAUCAAAUAAAAUACUAAAAUAAAACAUUAUUAGCCUCAGUCAGGGAGAUAAUUAUCCUCUUAAUAUCAACAACAGGCCUAUGCUGUGUUACAGCGUCUAAAAGGUUGAUUUCUUCUAUUUUGACUCUAUUUUCCAUCUUUUGAUGUCUUCUGUCUAUUUUCAACACUGACAUUUGAAUGCUGAAAUUGCACAUUUUCAGUAUGUGGGUGGUAUGAUAGACAGAUAAACAGACAGACAGAUAGAUAGAUUGAUAGAUAGACAGAAUCAUAUUGCAUUAGAUUACAUUAGAUAUCCUGUAACUACCUGCUUUAGUCCAACUACCUACUUAUUUUAAGUUACUCUAGAUAAGAGAGUCAUUUAAAUGCCUGUGCAUUGUAACAAAUAUUGACAUUA